Molecule: messenger RNA, 621 nt
Organism: Aspergillus alliaceus
Lineage: Eukaryota; Fungi; Ascomycota; Eurotiomycetes; Eurotiales; Aspergillaceae
Exons: 2
Coding region: 1-621 (206 amino acids)
Source: RefSeq, a predicted model, not a curated record
AUGCGCGCUGGCCAAGCAGCUGAUCAUAUACGAGUGUCCACAUGCCUUCGUGCAGCGGUGGUCUGCCAUGGUUAUCGGGACCCACAGGCAAUCCGUAUUGAGGAUCAGACGGAGGACGCGCGGCGCAAGGCUCUGCUGAAGUCGAAGCCUGCUCGGCUGACAGAGGCUUCGCUAUCAGUCUCCAUCGACAUCCAGACCCGUAUGGUAUUCUUCGCCCAUUAUGUGUCUGUGGGCUCCUGUGAAUGGGGCUUUCUGAUUCGAUGGAAGCGUGAGAUGGAAGCGGCGCCUCGUUGGUUAGAUGCGAGCAUUGAUGCAGUGAGCUCAGCUCUUCUGGCGCACCACCAUGUCUCGGAUCCUUUAUUGUCCUUGGCUCGUCAGCGGUAUGCUUUGGCAUUGCGCGUGAUGAAACAAGCUUUGAGCGUUCCCCCCACUGCGAGAGAUAACCUGAUCGCGGCAUCUCUACUGUUGGACCUAUUCGAAAAGAUCACCCACACUGAAGCCAGCGUCGUUCAAUUCUGGCCGAGCCAUGUCAACGGGUACAUGAAUUUGGACGGUAGUCACACUGGUCUCUGUUACAUACAUACAGUCUGGGCUGCGUGUGCGAGGAAAGCAUACCUUUAA